AUGUAUGAAGCUACAGUUGAUGGAAAGCGUUGCGUUGCUCUAAGGAAGACAAUGGAUGGUGCAUAUACCAUGUACAAAGCUCUACUGGAAUUUACUCAUCCAAACAUACUGAAGCCAGUGGGCAUUUGGGAGGACCCACACUGCCAUGACGUAGCAUAUAUAGUGUUUAGGGGAGUUGACGGCACAAUGGAACAACUUGGAGGACAAACAAUGUUUGAGGAAGGUGACCCUUACAAUGGCUUCUCUGAACACGGCUUUAAAAUGUUUAGGGCUAUCUUCUCCACUAUUGAUCAUGUCAACAGUCAUUAUGCUGGUGAGGGUACGUCCAGUGCAAGAAACACUCAACGCGAGUUAAUGCAAAUAAGGCUUGACCCGCCGAACAUAUAUUACAAGAUGGUGGAUGGCGAGCCGUUGGUGUUAUUAGGAAAUAUGGACAUAUAUUAUCAAGGAGCCAAUGGUUUGAAAGCAACACACUGGAACGAGAUUGGAGGCUGUCUAAAUUCCUUGUUUGGCCACGGUAACCAAGCCAGUAUGGAAUUAAGGGAGUUGGCUCGCUUCUUAAUGCAGGGAACAGUGAGUUAUGACGACCUACUUUGGCAGCCGGGUUUAUGGAAUGCCAACACAAAGAUGGAGUUCAUCAGAGAAAUACAUUUUAUGGUUGACAUGGAUCGUGAUGCAAAAAACAAGCUACCAUACGCACAGACAGAGAAAGGAGGUCAACUCAUGAGGGAGCCGUCUCUUGGACUAAUUCAUCUCAUGCGAGAGUUUACAAAACCAAAAGAUGAGAAUAACAUCGAACGAGAACAUAAGGAUAACAACUUGCUUCACUCAGUUUUAUUCUUGAGGAACAAAAUUGUCGCUCACUACGAUGACGAGUACAAAGGAUUUUCAGGUCAAAAGGAGAAAAUUGGGACAACUAAGGCUCAGAUUGAGAGAUAUGUACAACAUAGCAAGGGUGAUUACAUGAUAUUACUGGCGAGAGCCAUAAAGAAGUUACGGUGGUUUGAUUCGUCUCCACUUCUUCGAGGUGAAACCGACUAUAUGAGAGGAUUCUACAAGAUAAGGAUAUCCGAAGGGAAAGAAAAAGGCAAAGCAAAACAUUGA
Messenger RNA from Triticum turgidum subsp. durum (durum wheat), 1104 nucleotides. NCBI's taxonomy places the organism in Eukaryota, Viridiplantae, Streptophyta, Magnoliopsida, Poales, Poaceae. The record is from the annotation of a GenBank genome assembly.